Copidosoma floridanum is the source of this 2402-nucleotide messenger RNA. RefSeq names its product Y+L amino acid transporter 2. Gene Ontology annotation, molecular function: L-amino acid transmembrane transporter activity. NCBI's taxonomy places the organism in Eukaryota, Metazoa, Arthropoda, Insecta, Hymenoptera, Encyrtidae. Gene Ontology annotation, cellular component: membrane. The record is from RefSeq and is a predicted model, not a curated record. Gene Ontology annotation, biological process: amino acid transmembrane transport.
GGCUUGAUGCUUAUUCGGCGAUCCUGAUACAUAGGGACAACCAGACUUUGUUGUACCUUCAGACUCCGUUGCUGGCCGUGUACGUUGUGAUGGAAAUUUGUGCGGUUGUCGUCACUGGAAUUUGAGAAAUCGAGCGGCGGGACCAGCUCAUCUUUGCUCGGGGUGCACUACAAAUAAAGUGGUCACCGAAAAAAAAAAUAUACAUUUGUGAUUCGCAGUGUCGGACGUGUGUUGUAUUGUACAGUGAUUGGUUUUUGAGUUUCUUUUUGUUCCCGACACAGGUUUACUACCAAAUCAGGAUGUCCAAGUCAGGGAGCAUAAAGAGCAUAAAGAGCAGCCCAGGAGAGGACGGCGAGGCGAAAGGCAACUACGACCCGGUGGGCGCCGGCAACGAUGAGAUCAAACUCGAGGCGAAAAUGUCCCUGCUCAACGGAGUGACGGUCAUCGUCGGCUCGAUCAUCGGCUCCGGCAUCUUCGUCAGCCCAUCGGGCGUCCUCAAGUUCACAGGCAGCGCCAACUCGAGCCUCCUCGUCUGGACGAUAUCCGGCAUUUUUUCCAUGGUCGGGGCGUACUGUUACGCGGAGCUCGGCUGCAUGAUACGAAAGUCCGGGGCGGACUACGCGUACAUCAUGGAGACCUUUGGCCCGUUCAUGGCCUUCAUCAGGUUGUGGAUCGAGUGCAUGAUCGUGAGGCCGUGCAGCCAGGCCAUCGUCGCCCUCACUUUCAGCGUUUACGUGCUCAAGCCCGUCUUCCCGGAGUGCGAGCCGCCCCAGGACGCGGCCCGACUCCUGGCCGUUUGCUGCAUAUGCAUCCUGGCGUUCGUGAACUGCUGGGACGUAAAGUGGGCGACUCGGGUGCAGGACGUGUUCACGUACGCCAAGCUCCUAGCCCUGUUCAUCAUCAUCGGGGCCGGUGCCUACCAGCUCGCACAGAACCAGACGCAGCACUUCAACUUCGAGAAUUCCGAAACGAGCGUCUCGCAAAUAGCGCUGAGUUUCUACUCGGGCCUGUUUGCCUACAACGGCUGGAAUUAUCUUAACUUCAUAAUAGAGGAGCUGAAGGACCCCGUGAGAAACCUGCCGAGAGCCAUCGGAAUUUCUUGCGCCCUGGUCACGGUGGUCUACGUCCUGACCAACGUGGCUUUCUUCACGACCCUCAGUCCGCAAGAAAUUUUGGACAGCGAGGCCGUCGCCGUGACCUUCGCCAAUAGGCUGUUCGGGCCCAUGGCUUGGACGAUACCGGUGUUCGUAGCCCUGUCGACUUUCGGCGCGGUCAACGGCAUCCUCCUCACGUCGUCGCGCCUCUUCUACGCCGGGGCCUGCGAGGGACAGAUGCCAGAGAUCUUGACGAUGAUACAGACCUCGAGAAUGACACCCACACCUGCUGUGAUUUGCAUGGCUCUCCUGUCCAUGAUUUAUCUGUAUUCUUCCAACAUUGUGCUUCUCAUAAACUACGUUGGAUUCGCAACAUGGUUGAGCAUCGGUGUGUCGGUGUUGUGCGUACCUUGGCUGAGGUGGGCCCAGCCGAAUCUUCCGAGACCCAUCAAGGUGAACCUCAUCUUCCCAUUCGUCUACAUCCUCGCCACGCUCUUUGUCACCGUCGGCCCCAUGAUAGCCGAUCCCGUCGCAACUGGAUACGGAUGCCUCAUGAUUUUCUCUUCUGUACCUGUCUACGUUGCCUUCAUCGCCUGGAAGAACAAGCCGAAAAUCUUCCAGAAAGCCGUCGUAAAUUUCACCAAGUUUCUCCAAAAAAUUAUCUUGGUGGUGGGCAAGCCGAAGCCUGCAACAGUUUAAGAAAAAGGAUCUGAAAGAUGAAUCAACGUUUUUGCUAUCGAUGUGUUGUUGAGAUUCGAUAGCGUUGCAACAAGUGGAAACUACAAAUCUAUAUUACAAAAUGGAGAACAUAAUAUAUGCGACCGGAUGUCCGACAUCAAUUGUCAGCCACUGAUUGAAGGAGGACAACCUACAGGUCAAAUUUUAAGAAUCAAUAAAUACGACAUAAGCAUAAUUAUCAUAUCACGAAUUCCAUAUUUUUAAGUCACUUUUGACGACUCUGUUCGAAAUGUUCGAAAAAAAGGUUGUCAAUGCAAUAGCUGAAGAAUAGCAUCGAGAUCGUGUAUUUUCAAGCUGUGAUCAACCUUGUUAUUAGUAUCGGAGAGUAAAUAAUUUUUUUAAUUGUUGUCUCUUUGACUUUCCGAUCGUAGAAAUGAUUUUAACAAGAGAAUGGACGAUUUCGAUGAAUAUUUUUUAAAAGUUUUGAUUAUUCAUGAUAAUCUUACUGUAAAGUGUCAGGCAAUAUCGUUCACGUUUCAAAUGAUGAAUAAUCAAAUCACGAGAUUGCCAAUGAAUAUUUUUAUUUCUUAAUUUUUUACGGUAACAAAAUUGUAUUUUUUUUAUUUAUUA